Molecule: messenger RNA, 1674 nt
Organism: Motacilla alba alba
Lineage: Eukaryota; Metazoa; Chordata; Aves; Passeriformes; Motacillidae
Product: peptidase inhibitor 16-like
Exons: 7
Coding region: 607-1293 (228 amino acids)
Source: RefSeq, a predicted model, not a curated record
UGUCAUAAGAAACACUUUGUGAAAACGGAGCAGUUUGGGAAAUGUUCUGUGGGUUUUAGCCUGGUUCUGUGGACAAAGUUGAUGCAACAGCUCUGCCUCUCCCUCCUUUCUUUUCUUCCCAGCAACAAUCUCCAUCUUUCCUUCAGAAGUCAGUUGUUUGUAGCCAAACUUUGAGGCGUGGAAGACGAUAAACUCCUCCAGAGCUCAUAAAUAUGGGCGAGUAGGGAGAAAAGAGAGAUGCUGUUACUCCCACAGCAGUGCAGGAGCCUGUUAGACCCCGGCCAGCCCCGCUGGAGACCCUCGAGACGGCACCUGUGAGGAGGAGAAAGCUGCUGGGGUUUUCUAUGGGCAGCUGGAAGUAGCCUCACGGUCAAAGGUCCUGAUUCUCCUGGGGAGCUUCAGUCAUCCUGAUAUUUGUUGGAGAGAUAACACAGCCCCUGCACAGGCUGGAAGUCCAGGAAGCUCCUGCAGAUCAUUGAGAAUAACUUUUUGAUACAAGGUGGAGGAGCCAAGGAGGAGAGCUGUUGGGUGUUCCUGGCUCUUGGGAGGUGCUUUAAAUCUGACUGCCAGAGCCGUGGGCUGCUGAGAGCAGAAGCUGCCUGCACGAUGCUGAGCUCAGGUCUUCCUCCCGUCCUCCUGGUGCUCUCAGUGCUGGAGCUGAGCUGGUGCCUGAGUGAUGAAGAAAAGAUCAUCUUGGAUGAACAUAACAAAUAUCGCUCCCAGGUCUCUCCUCCUGCCAAGGCUAUGAUGAAGAUGACCUGGGACACGGACCUGGAGGUCGGUGCUCAAUCCUAUGCAGAGAAGUGCAAGUGGGACCAUAACGGGAGCCUAGGCAGGUUAAACCUCUUUGCUACGGCUUCAGCCCUGGAUGUAAAAUUGGCCAUUGAAGAAUGGAAUGGGGAGGAGAAAUUCUACAACGUGACAGCAUCCGAGUGCGUCCCCGGGCAGUCGUGUGACAACUACAUCCAGGUGAUCUGGGCAGAAACAACUCGUGUUGGCUGUGGGAGCAGUUGUUGUGAGAAGAUCGAUGGAAUCGAAACAGAGAGCAUGCACCUGCUUGUUUGCAACUAUUAUCCCGGGAGUAAUAUAAAGGAAAAAAAGCCCUACCGGGAAGGACCCUCGUGUGAAAUGUGUCCCAGGAGCACAGUCUGUGUGAACAACCUGUGUGAAGAACAGGAGACAAACUCGGACCAGACAAGUGUGGAUCUGCCCAAAGGAGGAGCCCCCAGUACCUGCUUGGGCCUUUCGCUCUUCCUCCUCCCCAGUGCCAUCCUGGUGGGCCUUCUGCUCUGAAGGGUCUUCCUCAGCUGUCCCUGCACCCCUCAGCAAGGCUUUUGUCAGCGCUGGUUGUUCCACAGCCCUGGGAGGCUCAGGAGACUCCUUGGACAAUUCACAGCUCCCUCCUUACGCUGCCUUCUCUGCUGCAGCCCCGGGCAGCCAAGGGCAGCCAGCAGUGCUUGGGGGAACUUUGUCCCCUUCCUGAGGAGACCUGAGGGCAGGAGGGUGUUUGCCAUAAUGCUGGUGACCUUGGAUGCUUCUCCUUUUUCCUGGCUUCUGUUCCAUUUCCAGGCUGGAAGUGUUGAGCUCUCCCAAGCACCCACAGAUCCCUAUGGCUGGCAGGCCCUGCCACAGCCUGACCCCGGGGACAGCAGGGUGACUUGGGGACAAUGAGAC